This is a messenger RNA of Leptopilina heterotoma, 1514 nucleotides long. RefSeq lists its product as uncharacterized. The transcript is spliced from 10 exons. The record is from RefSeq and is a predicted model, not a curated record. Lineage: Eukaryota; Metazoa; Arthropoda; Insecta; Hymenoptera; Figitidae. The coding region runs from base 98 to 1390 and encodes 430 amino acids.
AUGUAAAAAUAUUUGAAAUAAAAACUUAUUAAUACGUGGCGUAUUGUUAAUUCUUUAACGUCUGAAUAAGUUUCCAAAAAUUAGUAGUGAACCGAAAAUGAUUUAUGCCUGUGUUUUACUUUGUGCAUUCAUCCCAUUCGCAUACACAUUAGAGCCCGAACAGUAUUUUACUGAUAAUGAAGCCAAAGAAGUUUUUACAUUGGAAGAAAUAAAAUGUACGGAACAAAAAAAAUUUCUCGUAAAUAUAAAUCAUAAAGCCAUCAUAAUUAAUGGCAAAUUGAGCAUUCAAUUUCCGAGAGAAGAAUUCAAAGUCUUUACGUAUAAAAAUACGAAAGACGUUGAUUUUUUUAUAAGUGAAACGUAUGUGAAUUUUCAAGGACGAAUGCUAAGUGAUAGAAUAUAUGAAAAUCUGAAACCAAUAAGUCAAAUUUUUCACACGCGAAUCUUGGGAGUUGCUGUCUUAAAGGUAGAAAAGGAUAUUUCUCCUUAUGACACUAUUCUCACACAGUGUCAAACAUUUUUACCGAGGAAUGAAAACGAUAGUUUCAAAUUUCCCAUUGAAGUGAGAAAUAAAAUUCUUCACUUGGCAGAGAGUUGUUUAAAUAUUGAGUUAGCGGUAAAAAUUGGAAGGCUGUUGCCAAAGGAUUUUCCAAAAAUAACUGAUUUUAAUAAUUUUGAACCCCAUUCUGUUGAUUUAAAUCAUAAGAAUGGAAAUUCAUGCCCUAGUCAUUCAAUAACUGAGGAGAAAAAGAAAUUGGAUUCAAUGCAGUUGGCGCUGAAUACAAUUGUCGAUGUUGCAUUUAUAGAAUUGAAAACGAUCCUAAAAGAAAGAAAAAUGGAGAUAAUAGAAAUUCCAAACAUUUUUCAAAAAUAUGAUGCAUUCAACGAUACCUAUAUUAAAAUGUCAGGUUAUUUUCUAGGCGAAAAUAUUACUUUCGAAGAUUUAUCAACAGUAAAAAGAACAAGUGAAGUUGUCAUUGAUCAAAGAAAUCAAAAGCUUUCAAUUUCAUUUGGCUUUGGAUUGGACAGAGCGAAAAUUCAUCUUGGUUACUACGAGGCAAAAUUCGUUGUUUUUUCAAUGAGAGGAAGUAUUUUGGCAUCAGUUAAAAAUAUUGAUGCUGAUAUCAAAUUGUCAAUGGAUUUUAAUAAAAAGCAAUGCAAAACAAGUUUGGAUGAUUUUCGCUUUUCGCAAUUCGAUGAUUUGCUAGUUAAUAUUUCCGGUAAUAAAAUAAUUAGUCCCCUAGCGUCAAAAAUAAUUACGUCAAUUAUCAAUAAAUGGAGAACAAAGAUUGCUGAGUUUAUUGAAACAGCAAUUGGUGAACUUGUAACAUCUGAACUUGAUGAAUUCAAUUGUGAAACUUACAGAUCUGCUCUGAAUCCAGAAUAUUAGUUUCUAAUAAAAUAUUUACAUAUUUCAAUGGUAUAUAGAAAUUUUUUUCUUUUCUUUAAUAUUUUUUCAGUUAAAUUUACCAUUAUAAUUAAUAUUUAUAAUAAAAAACAAAUUGUACAGUAGA